Nezara viridula (southern green stink bug) is the source of this 282-nucleotide messenger RNA. Lineage: Eukaryota; Metazoa; Arthropoda; Insecta; Hemiptera; Pentatomidae. The record is from the annotation of a GenBank genome assembly.
AUGAAGUGGUCGAAAGGAAAAGUUCGUGACAAGUUAGACAACCAAGUGUUGUUCGAUAAUGUCACCUACGAAAAGCUUCUGAAGGAAGUUCCAGCAUACAGGUUGAUCACACCUUCUAUUGUCAGUGAAAGGCAUAAAGUUCGUGGAUCACUUGCAAGGAAAGCCCUUACUGAGCUGCUCAACAAAGGAGUAGAAAAAUAUAAUGGUUGUCAACUACCGGAACCUCAAAUUGGCCCUUUCUCCAGCACCUUACAGCUCUGUCAGCUGCUGGGUGUUCCUUAA